Centropristis striata (black sea bass) is the source of this 2184-nucleotide messenger RNA. RefSeq names its product FKBP prolyl isomerase 9 (gene fkbp9). The record is from RefSeq and is a predicted model, not a curated record. The transcript has 10 exons. Gene Ontology annotation, molecular function: peptidyl-prolyl cis-trans isomerase activity; calcium ion binding. The coding region runs from base 174 to 1874 and encodes 566 amino acids. Lineage: Eukaryota; Metazoa; Chordata; Actinopteri; Perciformes; Serranidae.
GCAGUUUUUUCGGGCUUGACACGUGAUCAUUCCUCUACUGGGACCGGGGGCAGGACUUCUGUCCAAGUCGGAGUAGAGGAAACCGAAGUACCGGGGAACAGGGACGCAGCACACACUGACACAGGCCGUACUCUCACUUAUUUUCAUCGUCUGCGACUAAGUCUGCAGUGAAAAUGUUCCAGUGCGUGCAGGGGAUGUUGUAUCUGUCGGUUAUGGUGGCGUUCGCCGCCUGCAACGCUCCUCCGGUACCGUUAGACGACAUCUUCAUUGAGAAAACUUUCGUGCCAGAGCAGUGUGUGCGCACAGUCAAAGUAGGAGAUUAUGUCAGGUAUCACUACAAUGGCAUGUUUCCGGACGGCAAGAAGUUCGACUCCAGUUACGACCGUGGCAGCACCUACAACGUGUUUGUUGGCAAGAAGCAGCUGAUCGCAGGGAUGGACAAAGCUCUGGUGGGGUUGUGUGUCAACGAGAGAGUCCUGGUCAAGAUCCCGCCUCACCUCGCUUAUGGCAAACAGGGAUACGGUGACAUCAUCCCUCCUGACUCCAUCCUCCACUUUGACGUCCUGCUGCUCGACGUGUGGAACCCGGAGGACGGCGUCCAGAUCAAAACCUACCACACGCCCUCCACCUGCGACAGAAAGGUGGAGGUGUCUGACUACGUUCGCUACCACUACAACGGCACGCUGCUGGACGGGACGCUCUUUGACUCCAGCCACACCCGUAUGCGUACCUAUGACACCUACGUUGGGAUUGGGUGGCUGAUCGCCGGUAUGGACCAGGGCCUUCUGGGAAUGUGUGUUGGAGAGAGACGCAUCAUCACCAUGCCACCUUCACUUGGAUACGGAGAGAAUGGAGACGGUAGCGACAUCCCAGGACAGGCGUCUCUGGUGUUCGAUGUUGUACUUCUGGACCUCCACAACCCCAGAGACGGGAUCUCAGUGACCAAUCAGGUGGUGCCUGAGUCCUGCACCAGGAAGUCCGUCGCUGGAGACUUUGUCCGCUACCAUUACAACGGCAGCCUUCUUGAUGGAACAUUUUUUGAUUCCAGCUACUCCCGUAAUCGUACCUAUGACACCUACGUGGGUCGAGGCUACGUCAUUGCUGGCAUGGACGAGGGUCUGAUUGGAGUGUGUGUGGGAGAGAGGCGCACGGUCAUCAUCCCCCCACACCUCGGCUACGGAGAGGAGGGCACAGGCUCUAAGAUCCCUGGUUCAGCUGUGCUGGUGUUUGACGUUCACAUCAUCGACUUCCACAACCCGUCUGACAGCACUGAGGUCACUGUUGUUCGCCUGCCGGAAGAGUGUGAUAAGCAAACCAAGAAGGGAGACUUUGUCAAAUAUCACUAUAACGCCUCCCUGAUGGACGGCACAUCCAUCGACUCCACGUAUAAUUAUGGAAAGACAUACAACAUCGUCCUGGGAGCCAACCAGGUGGUCCCAGGGAUGGAGGACGGACUGAUGGAGAUGUGUGUGGGAGAGAAAAGGCACCUUGUUAUUCCUCCACACCUGGGCUAUGGAGAGAGAGGAGUCCCUGACGAAGUUCCAGGGAGCGCUGUGCUGAUCUUUGACAUCGAGCUGGUAGAGAUGGAGGAAGGACUUCCUGAAGGCUACAUGUUUAUCUGGAACAGCGAUGUGUCCCCCGACCUCUUCACCGACAUGGACGCAGACAAGAACGAGCAGGUGGAGCCCUCCGAGUUUACUGACUACAUCAUGCGGCAGGUGAAUGAAGGGAAAGGCCGCCUGGCUCCUGGCUUCGACCCUUACCGCAUCAUUGACAACAUGUUCUCCAACCAGGACCGCGACGGAGACGGAAAGAUCACAGAGGCGGAGUUCAAACUGAAAGCAGAUGAAGCCACCACUCAUGACGAGCUAUGACGAGACUGUGUGUAAAACUCAGAUCAGGGUGCAGGCUGAAGGGUCAGACAGCGGGGGAAACGGGGGCGGUUGUAAUACAUAUGUGGGUGGUAGAGUAGAAAAAGAUGGGAUUGUGUAAAGUAAGCGAGUAAUUACAGAUUUUUUGAUUUUUUUUUUUUUUUUUAGUUUUGGAGUUUUAGAUGAUGUUCAAAUGGUGUCUUAUCCUUUUAAGCGCCAAGUAAGUCUGAAAAGAAAGAGGAUUUAGGAAGGAGAUUAUUUUUUUGAGUGAAAUAUUGGAUAUAAAACACCUCAUUUGAGGUCUAUAAUGACA